UCUAUCUACAGGCGGUCCAGGCAACUAUGAUCCUGUCCACAAUUCUCUGCUGCGUGGGCUUCUUUGUGUUCAUCCUUCAGCUCUUCGGACUGAAACAAGGAGAGAGAUUUGUCUUUACAGCCGUCAUCCAGCUACUGGCUGGCCUGUGUGUGAUGAUCGGAGCGUCCAUCUACACGGCGGAGAGGGAAGGUUUUACAGAGGAGGCUCUAAGGAAGGGAGGAUACGGUUCCUCCUACGUCCUGGCCUGGAUCAGCUUCCCCAUGACUGUCAUCAGUGGACUGAUGUAUCUGGUGUUGAGGAAACGCAAAUAAAAGACUCUUAUCUCUACAAAAACAUAAUGUCCACAAUCCCCCUGUCUGCCGGGAGAAAUGUUCAUUAUUUUGACCUCCCACCACGUUAUAAUUGACAAGAGGAAGUGUGUAAACCAACAGUCUAUUAGCUAAAGAAGGGAACUUCAAACUCGUUUUUUGUUGUUGCUAAGAGCGACUGUCUGACAGGCCCAGUGUAGUGGGGGGGUAACGUGGGGGGAGGUUUCUCUACACUGUGUGGGUUGGAACGAGACUGUGACGUACCGGCCAGCUGUUGGCUGGGACCUUCCGCGGUGACGUCAAUGCGGUAAAUUUAGUUUAACGGACCAAUAGAUGGUGUAUAGUUGAAAUGCGUGAUGCCAGAACGAUGGUUAAGACUGAGCUGUAAAACACCGUGUUAAGUCCUACUAGAGUAAACCUGGUGUAGAAGGUGGAAUAUGUAGGUUUGUCUCCCUCCCUGCCGGCCUGUCUGUCUGCAUCCCUCCCUGCCGGCCUGUCUGUCUGCAUCCCUCCCUGCCGGCCUGUCUGUCUGCAUCCCUCCCUGCCCUGUCUGUCUGUUUGCUGGCCUGUCUGUCUGCUUUCCGGGCUAUCUGGUGAAAGAUGCUGAGGUUAAUAUCGAGGACACUAAAGAAUAGAGGGGGGGUAGGAUGAUCCACUAUCUAACUGGAAUAAAAACAGAAUGGAACCCACUAGAA
Molecule: messenger RNA, 1003 nt
Organism: Salvelinus fontinalis (brook trout)
Lineage: Eukaryota; Metazoa; Chordata; Actinopteri; Salmoniformes; Salmonidae
Gene: emp2
Product: epithelial membrane protein 2
Cellular component (GO): plasma membrane
Source: RefSeq, a predicted model, not a curated record